Amoebophrya sp. A25 is the source of this 2220-nucleotide messenger RNA. The record is from the annotation of a GenBank genome assembly. Lineage: Eukaryota; Dinophyceae; Syndiniales; Amoebophryaceae.
AUUACAUGGCUAACUGGAGAUAAGUAUGUAGUUUGAAAGUUAGAAGUUACUUGACGAAUCCCGCCAUGAGGUAAAGAUGUCCCACGGCAGCGGGUGGUAUCGAGGGUAUCACCCGUCUAGCAUCGUCCAUGCCAGGAGGGCUGUCAUUUCCCUCUGCUGUGGCACCGCCGUGUCCUCCGUGCAUGCGGCGUUUUUCCAGCAGCGCGAAAGCGAUCACGUCGAUAUAGGUGAAGCGCUAGACACAGCCGCAGACAGUGACGAGGCGGGUCUUGUGAGCGCCGGAACUGAUGUUACAGCAGACGAUGGCACCGUCCUCCAAUCCGGCGCAAGUAGUCAACCAGGUGUUGUCGAAGACGAAGAUACAACUGAGGAGCAAGAAGAAGUUUCUCAAGAAGUAGAGAACCAAGUACUAGUUGGAGAGAAACCGACUUCAUCAAGUCGUAGCUCCACAUUGACUGCCUCUUCUCAGCAAGAUGUUGUUGUCUCAUCAGGACCUGGAAUCGAUUAUAUCCAGGGAUCCACGUCGUCUGCAGCGCCAGAAAAAGUAACUGCCUCUGCUGGUCUAUGACACAAAAAAGUCUACUCAGACUCAAGAAAAGAGGUUCUUUCCUACUUAGAAAGUGCCUACUUUCUUGAGGAUGAGCACACUUUUUCGCUUCAUAUGGUCCAACCAAGCAAACCGCAUUUGACACGUGGGCUUUCCUCCGUGAGUCAGCUGCGAAGGUAGGCGUGGUGGCACAAGCUCUGCUGUCGGUGCAGACGCGACUAGAGGGUGUCAAGCGGUUCGCGGAUGAAGAUGCGCUAGCUUGGGACCGUCGCAAACACGACCUUGAGGCGCGAAAUGCAGAUCUGCGAUCAGCUCUUGCGGAAUUGAGGAUACAAAAUCGCGACACACAAAAAGCGAAAGACGACUAUGAAUUGAAGACGAUGAAAUUGGAGGAAGGUACUAGUUUUUCCUUGUGCUGCUGCUGACUAGCAUUGGUCUCGAUAGAGAGGUACCUGGUGCGUCAGAACAGAGCAAUCAUGGAUACCGCAAUCAUGGAUGAGAUGAGAUUUCUUUUUCUGAACUGCAACAAUCCAGCUAAAAAGCGCGCACAGGCUAUUGAAGAGGAUAUGAAGCGAGAUGAAGAAUUGUACCAAGAGGAGAUGACGUCUCUGGGAGAACAAGCACAGGUUCUAGAAUCCCGUAUCGAGGAAGCUGAGGCGUUGUCUGCAAGACUCGAACGUGAGGAGAAACUCAGACAGAAGAAAGCUGUCGUGAAAGCGAAGGUCGCCGUGAAAAAUUUACGGAAGAUGGACUAAAUACUAGUUGUUUGACUGUAACUACUUGUUCAGACCUAUUUUAUGAAAAGGAUUCAUCCAAAUCGAUGACUCAUGUUCUAAUUUUGAAAAAGGCGGAAGCAAAAGCUGUACUAGCCACUGAUCACGAGAGGCCCACUGCAGUUGCCGCAAAAGCUGAAAAGGCCGGCACCGAAGAACAGAGCCUCCUCAGUCUCAAGAACCAUAGCCCCAAUGGAAAUGUAGAACAACCACAGCAACAAGAGACUGAAGAACCGCAUCAACAUGAUGUCAUGGAGAUGCUGCAGCAUGAAGUAGACAAUGAAGAGGCGAGAAAUUUCGUAUCGCAUAUCCGGAAGUUGCAGUCUCAGCUAGCGGCUUUAGAAAAGUGCGAUGCUAGUCGGCCACAGAUGUCUCCUGUUUGCCAGGCCGUGCAGGAAGAGGUCGCCCUUUUGCAGGAGCAGUUGGCAGACUGUAGGGAUGGAUGAAGGUGGACUACAGGGAGUAUUCUUAGUAGUUGAUGUUGAUCAUGAUGAUGAUCGAAUUCUUUUUUCCGUGCAAUGAAUGUGAGAGAACGUCGUGAUAUGCAACCAAGACCGCAACCAUAACCAAGACCAACUAGUACCCCCGUUCGACAGCUGGUCGGGGGAAGGGGCUUGGAAGUCUUGUUACAAGCGCAAACAAUGUUCAUUUUGCACCAAGGCUCGAGUGCUGUAACGCUUUUUACUUGUUGGGUGUCUCGAACGCAAUGCUGAGAGUGACUUUUUCGUCUCACAGCAUCGUUGGGACGUGAUGUAUGACAAGAGAAAUCUGAAGUAGAACGUUGCGCACUCAUAGAAGAUCUUGUCCUUGUCUGACUUGAUCUCUGGAUUUCGAUUUAAUUCUCGCCAGCGUAGACAACGGAAACGACAACAAGAACAGCCACAACCCCCAUAAUCAUCC